GAAAUUCUGUUCUAAGUCAUGCUGUAAAAAAUAUUACAAAAAAUGAGAAUGCAAGCAGUGCUUUCAAAUCAUCGAAGGUGAAUACCGCUACCAUACUACCAAAAAUGACCAUAAAAAAUUCUGCUCAGAAAAAUGCUUUAACGACCAUUACAGCAAAACCUGCUAUACUUGCUCCACUAAAACCUUAG
Entrophospora sp. SA101 is the source of this 188-nucleotide messenger RNA. NCBI's taxonomy places the organism in Eukaryota, Fungi, Glomeromycota, Glomeromycetes, Entrophosporales, Entrophosporaceae. The record is from the annotation of a GenBank genome assembly.